AACCUGGCUGAACCAGUGCGAUUAAGGGGAUUCGAAGAAGAGCUAGAAUUCGAACACCGGCCUGUGUUUGGUCUUUUCGCGCAUUAAUAAGAUAAGUCGGAGUCUGACAACGCUGUUAAGUGUACUUCCCCCUGGAGAGUGUAGCUUAGAGACGGGGCAGGUUUAGCUAAAGCGAGCUUGUUUUCCAGCCAGAAAUAACUCGCCUCUGUUCUCGCGCACACAAGUGGAGUCGGAGUGAAGUGAACUACUGCUUUUACCCCGCUGUCUUUAUCCAAAUAUAUACAUCCUGGUCGUGUUUUAUAUUCUCUUUUCGUCAGGACGCGUUAAGUUACAGAACUUAUCAUUCUCCUCACUGGUUUGGUUUGUUUAUUAGUUAGUUAGUUUGUGUAGCUAGCUAACUAACGGUUUAAAAACCCCCAAGCUGUGUUGCGCGAGGCAACCUGAGAAAUUGAACGCAACUUCGACGAAAAUAGUCCACUUCUAAGACACGCACUCGUCUAACUGCACUUCUCCAACCCCUGGGAAGCUCGAGUUAAACCGCUCGUCUUGCUCCUCGCAGGGUUUCACCACCUAGACAGCUCUUUAAAGUUGAUCCGUGAACAAGUUAACAGCGCUGAUGCUCUGGAGUAGGUGAAGAAGUCCUCCGUUAACGCUGCUGCUGCUUUCUGACACCUACACUACACACCGCAGAAAUUCAAGGAAGUUCUGCGCAGAAGAUAUCGAACGGGUUUUAAAGUUGUGAUCAGAGAGCGAUGUGGAUGCUGUACAACUGAGCACCAUGGGAGGAUGUGUCGGGAGAGAGCGCCCGGAGUCUCAAGGCUCGUCUCGCCGAGGAAGGGGCCAGAGAAAGCGUGGAGCCCGUAACGAACCUCUGAAGAAGGAUAAGCCCAGGUGGAAGAGCGAAUACCCCAUGACAGAAGGCCAGCUGCGCAGCAAGAGGGAUGAGUUCUGGGACACGGCACCGGCUUUUGAGGGCCGCAAGGAAAUUUGGGAUGCCUUAAAAGCGGCUGCUGUGGCCCUGGAAUGCAACGACCAUGACCUAGCUCAGGCUAUACUGGAUGGAGCCAGCAUCACACUACCACACGGAUCCCUGACCGAGUGCUACGAUGAACUGGGCAAUCGCUACCAGCUACCCGUCUACUGCCUGGCACCACCUGUCAACCUGAUCACUGAGAGGAGUGAAGAGGAAUCUGUGUCGGAAAACGCAGACGCACAAACGGCCCCCAAGAAGGAGUUCCAGCUCAAGGUGCGCCUCUCGACAGGCAUGGAUGUACGUCUCAGCGCCAGCAUGGCUGAUCCAGUGGGCCUGCUGAAAAAGCAGCUGCAGGCCCAAGAGGGCAUCGAAGUGGCACGUCAGCGCUGGUUCUUCUCCGGCAAACUACUCACGGACAAGACGCGCCUUCAGGACACCAAGAUCCAGAAAGACUUUGUCGUCCAGGUCAUUGUGAACCCGUCCGACUAAUAAAGCCAGACAGGAAGGAAUGGCGCAGAGAACACGGGAAGCGUGGAUGGCUGUUCUUCUGUGCUUUCUUUUUUUUCCAGGGAAAUAAAAAUCACUGAAAAGCAACAAUAAGAAGAAAGAGACAGCCAGCAUACGAUGCUUCCUGUGCACUCCGCUACAUGAAAAGCAUGUUUUCUCUGCCCAUCUCGUCUUUUUGCUUUUACUUAGGAAAAUGUUAGUUAAGAAGAAAGACGAAAGAGGGAAGACGGACGUCAUGUGCUGCUUUAAUCCUCUAUUACGUAAAUGUCAUUGUUUCGAUUCUGACCAUCACUGUACCUUGCUGGACCCAUGAGCUGGUUCUUUUUCAUGUGGACAGACUUGCUGACGAUGAAGCCCAGUGAAAGUAAAAGUGAAUUUGGGACCUCCACUUCAGAGCCUCAUUGGAACUGACCUGAUGAAAAGUGAUUGUUGAGAGAAAGGGUAAACUGGCUAUUGAUCUGAAAGAGUGAUGUCUAUGCUUGCUUGAGCAAAGUGCCAAUAUAAGUGGGGCUUUAAAAAAUAAAAAAUAAAAAAAAAGACGCCCAUAAUCUUUUGACUGUGAUUCUAGAAAGGCCUAAUGUUCAUAGGAUUGAGUCGACCCAUACCUCAGCGCUCCUGCUCCAGAUGAUAUCUCAAGGCUUUUAUUUCUUCUUUCAAUGUACUUGCAUUUCUGUUUUUUUAGAAUACAGGAACGUGAGCUUCAUUUGCACACUUACUUGUUCGUGUAAGCGUCUACGUGUAUUGUGCGCCUUUUACAGGACAAAAAAAAAAAUUCUUAUAUGCUGAUUUGUUCUUGAUGUGUGCCUGUGUGUUGGCUCUAAGGCCAACAUCUUCAAUAUAAAAUCUCUUGUUUGUUCGUUUGUCUUUUUAAAAAGUGGCUGGCCCCACAAAUGUUGACAUUUCAAACUUGUAUCCCAUUCGAAAUUCUGAGCAAAGGCACAACUUUUCUAUGCAAUUUCUGUUUGUAAAAACUAUAAAGAUAACCAUUUCAGUUCACUAGAUUGCCUAGACAGCCUCUUGUAGGCUGUGUGUAUGUCUCUACUUGAUGCAUAGAUAUAUAUUUUAAUGUAUGCUUUGUGAAAAAGGAUCAGGUUAUUAAAUGUGAGUAUAAAUGCAGUCUGCAACACUCAAUAAAUAGAUUUAUGAAUGGGUUUCUCAUAAUGUAAUAUAUCCUAGUGGCUGAUGAGCAGUAAAGGCUUUAUUAACAUAAUAAAACAUUAUUACAAUGUG
This is a messenger RNA of Ictalurus punctatus (channel catfish), 2710 nucleotides long. It is a transcript of the gene ubtd1b, whose product is annotated as ubiquitin domain containing 1b. Lineage: Eukaryota; Metazoa; Chordata; Actinopteri; Siluriformes; Ictaluridae. The coding region runs from base 779 to 1462 and encodes 227 amino acids. Gene Ontology annotation, molecular function: protein binding. The record is from RefSeq and is a predicted model, not a curated record. The transcript is spliced from 4 exons.